AACAAUAUACAAGUGCUAUUCAAAAAAUGCUUCUAAAGUAAUAAUAAACACACAAACAUAUUAUUUAUAUAAAUCAAAAUGUAGAAAAAAUGACUAAAAAAGCUCUUUUAAAAGAAUAUGAAAAAAACUUACAGGUUGUAAUAAAAAGUGCCAAAGAAAGUGGACUAAAAGAUGAUCAGAUUGAGCAAUGCAUAAGGCAGUCUUUUAAGCCUUUAAAAAAGACUUCACAUGACCAAAAAAACCAUAAAAUCGUAAAAUGUAGUCUUCUAUUGUUAUUACCCUUAAGUCUAUUUAUCUACAUUUUAUUAAACGUUCACACUCCAACCUCCAGCCUAGUCUUAAGAAACGUACAAGGUCUUACUUAUCCUGCUCUGAAGAUUGUCAGAAUCAUCUCGGUACCUAUUAUUAAGUUAUUUCCUUCAUUUACAAGUUUGUAUGAUGAGAGUUGCUUAGUUGAAAACCCAUAUUUUUAUUUAACUGAUAUGGAUUGUUGGCCUUGUGAAAAUAUCCAUUCACUCCUAAACUUAACUGGAGUUGAUGAUGUUAACCCACUAGAGAAAUUACGUGAAGGCACACCCUGUAUUAUUGAGAUGAAUAAACCUACAGUUUCCCUCAAACACUUUCAAGAACUGUAUUGGAAUUAUUCUAGUGAACUAGAUCUUGAUGCAAACAGGUUAAAGGUCACUGGUUUAAAUUCGGGUACUCUGAAAGCAGUAGCGAAUCUGACUGAAGAAAAUUUGUCUUCCAAUUUCCAUAUUCAUUGGAGAAUUAACAAAAUGAUACCAGCAAGAAUAGUGAGAAAAUUGUUUCCGAAGCCUCAUUUUUUACCAGAGAGAAGUGGCCAAGCAGUAGAAAGAUUCCUAUUCAUUGAUGGACCUAAAUCAAACACUUACACACUGCCAAAUACCGAAUGUAGCUAUGUGUUCAUGAUACAGGGUUCUGGAGAGAGAAUUAUAGCUCUGAAACCAUCAAAUGAAUGUAAGGAUAAGUGCAAAACUAUCUAUGUUGUUAUGAAACCUGCAGCCCUCUUAUUGUUCAAUUGGUGGUAUUGGAGGCCAGUUAGUCUUCCAGUAAAGAACUCAACAAGUCUUUCUUUUACUUAUAUGAAUUCUUUUUGUUAAUUUUCUUAGAUUUAGUAAAAGUCUGCCAAAAUUUUAUAUCAAUACUUAUUAACUUAUAACCAACAUUUUUAAGGAAAUUUUUAAAUAUACAUAUUUGUAUACAUUUAAAAAUAAAAUAACAGGUUUUAGUACAAACAA
Molecule: messenger RNA, 1259 nt
Organism: Anthonomus grandis grandis
Lineage: Eukaryota; Metazoa; Arthropoda; Insecta; Coleoptera; Curculionidae
Exons: 5
Coding region: 90-1121 (343 amino acids)
Source: RefSeq, a predicted model, not a curated record